Molecule: messenger RNA, 12936 nt
Organism: Pelobates cultripes (western spadefoot toad)
Lineage: Eukaryota; Metazoa; Chordata; Amphibia; Anura; Pelobatidae
Source: the annotation of a GenBank genome assembly
CGAACCAUUAACGCAUACUGUAUACUGUGGCAUUUUAUUCGGGAUAAAUAUGGUGUGUGGCAGCUGAAUCUCUGACUCUCUCGCCUUUCUUUCAGAGACUGACUUCGUAUCUACAUGGGAAGAAUUCCCCACCAUAUGUGAUCAACCUGGAUCCCGCAGUCCAUGAGAUCCCUUUCCCAGCUAAUAUAGGUACAGGAUUCCUUUCCUGGGCCGGCUCUGAGUCGUGAAUAGAGCCACCUGUAACCAAUGUCGCUGUUUUGUUGUAGAUGUCCGAGACACUGUGAACUACAAGGAAGUUAUGAAGCAGUAUCCUUAGCACAUUACAGGUUACAUUACAGUAGAGGGAGGUACAGUAAGUGCUGUAGGUAUACAGUGUAUGUAUAUUUUAUUUAUAUAGCACUAACAGGUUUAUACAGUGAGGUACAGUAAGUACAGUAGGUAUACAGUGUAUGUGUAUUUAUAUAGCGCUAACAGGUGUACUCCGCACUUUACAGGUUACAUUACAGUAGAGGGAGAUACUGUAAGUGCUGUAGGUAUACAGUGUAUGUAUAUUGUAUUUAUAUAGCGCUAACAGGUGUACUCAGCACUUUACAGGUUACAUUACAGUAUAGGAUGGUACAGUAAGUGCAGUAGGCAUACAGUGAAUGUAUAUUUUAUUUAUAUAGCACUAACAGGUGUACUCCGCACUUUACAGGUUACAUUACAGUAUAGGAUGGUACAGUAAGUGCAGUGGGUAUACGGUGUAUGUGUAUUUAUAUAGCGCUAACAGGUGUAUACAGUGAGGUACACUAAGUGCAGUGGGUAUUGGAUACAGUGAGGUACACUAAGUGCAGUGGGUAUUGGAUACAGUGAGGUACACUAAGUGCAGUGGGUAUUGGAUACAGUGAUGUACACUAAGUGCAGUGGGUAUUGGAUUCAGUGAGGUACAAUAAGUGCAGGGGGUAUUGGAUACAGUGAGGUACACUAAGUGCAGUGGGUAUUGGAUACAGUGAGGUACACUAAGUGCAGUGGGUAUUGGAUACAGUGAGGUACACUAAGUGCAGUGGGUAUUGGAUACAGUGAGGUACACUAAGUGCAGUGGGUAUUGGAUACAGUGAGGUACACUAAGUGCAGUGGGUAUUGGAUACAGUGAGGUACACUAAGUGCAGUGGGUAUUGGAUACAGUGAGGUACACUAAGUGCAGUGGGUAUUGGAUACAGUGAGGUACACUAAGUGCAGUGGGUAUUGGAUACAGUGAGGUACACUAAGUGCAGUGGGUAUUGGAUACAGUGAGGUACACUAAGUGCAGUGGGUAUUGGAUACAGUGAGGUACACUAAGUGCAGUGGGUAUUGGAUACAGUGAGGUACACUAAGUGCAGUGGGUAUUGGAUACAGUGAGGUACACUAAGUGCAGUGGGUAUUGGAUACAGUGAUGUACACUAAGUGCAGUGGGUAUUGGAUACAGUGAGGUACACUAAGUGCAGGGGGUAUUGGAUACAGUGAGGUACAAUAAGUGCAGUGGGUAUUGGAUACAGUGAGGUACACUAAGUGCAGUGGGUAUUGGAUACAGUGAGGUACACUAAAUGCAGUGGGUAUUGGAUACAGUGAGGUACACUAAGUGCAGGGGGUAUUGGAUACAGUGAGGUACACUAAGUGCAGGGGGUAUUGGAUACAGUGAGGUACACUAAGUGCAGGGGGUAUUGGAUACAGUGAGGUACACUAAUUGCAGGGGGUAUUGGAUACAGUGAGGUACACUAAGUGCAGUGGGUAUUGGAUACAGUGAGGUACACUAAAUGCAGUGGGUAUUGGAUACAGUGAGGUACACUAAGUGCAGUGGGUUAUUGGAUACAUUAUUCCUAUUGCACAUUAGUGGAAGUUUCUGGUUAUAUUGAUCGAUGUUCAGGAUGUCUUGUGUCGUAGAACUUUCUAAUUUGGGUGUGUAAUAGGAUGAAGGCCUUUAUUUUACAUUUAUAUUUUUUUGUAUACACUUUUAAAAUUAUAUUUUUAAAAUAUCAUAACUAUAUUGCACUUGAAAAGCUUAUCCAAAACGAUUAAAUCAAGGUAUGACCUGGUACAGUGUAUGGGUGAUGCUUGGACUAUUUCUGAAUUUGCAUAAGUCAUAUUCAGUUAAAGGGCUCCCCAAUUUCCAAAUCUGCUUUUUGUUUCCGGUACAUGGUUGUUUAUUGACUUGGAACGUGGUCUGUCAGCUCUUGGACCAUGACGCAUACCCUCAUUCAUGUUCCUGAACUAAAGUAUCAGAUAUGGACUGGGACCGAAUGGUGGCAUUGUCACUUCUCUCAAUCUGUUUGCAACACGCUUUGAUCAGGUGCGUACCCAGGAAGUUUCAUAAUAUUUAUAUCACCUUUCUUUAACAUGUAUGUACUUGGUGGUCUUGACUUUUAAUUGUUGUCUCCUAAACAAACUGGUCAGCACAAUUAUAAUGUCCUCCUCCAUAGUUUGUCCGGCUGUGCCUUUAAUGAACUGGAUUGGGAUACUUUUUUAUCACAUUGAGUGGUUAUUGUCAUAAUUUCUCUCUUAAACAGAGUGCUCCACCUGCUGGUCCCCUGUCAAAGCACGCUGCCUGCUGGUUUGGGGCAAUAAUGACUCUAAUUAUUGGAAGAACGAUCCAGUUCUUUCCUGUCCGAUAGCCUGAUGGUGCUCUGCGUAUACUUGUAAAUUGGAGGAUGGGAGAAAUUGCCACUGGUUCCAUUUAUAUGCAUGAUCUGUAGCCAUGCAGUGUGCAAGGAAUGUGCUUGUUCUGAUUAAUGUUAAUUUGUGCCAUUGGAAUGUUACAAAGUUGCUGUGUAGUGAUUUACUCUCUGUCCCUACAGGUGGUAAAAUUCAUAGAACGGCGACAGAAGGAUUGUAGGUAAGGAGUCUAUAUUAGUGAUUCCCAACAUCUUUCAGUAUCUCCUAUCAAAACAUGACUGGGUUCUCAGUACACAUUGCCUCUUUUACUUGGGGUUCUCUCCUGUGGCUUUCUCUCCCCUUUCUGUACUGGGUGCUCUACUGUGUAUGCAGAUUACCCUCUGUCACGUGGCUGUCUCUCUCUAGGUAUGUCCUGAUAGAUACUCCAGGACAGAUUGAAGUAUUUACAUGGUCUGCAUCGGGCACCAUUAUAACAGAAGCUUUGGUAAGUCUCUGGGCAGAACCGGGUUAGAGAGGGGAGUGCUUAGGCUGGUGCAAUCUGUUGGCGGGCAGUUAAACCAUUCUAUCAUUUUAUAUGGGCAGGGGGGUUAUCUCUGCUAUGUGUAUGGGGGAGGCGGUCAUUCUAUUUAGGUUAUCCCUGCUAUGUGUACGGGAGGGUAUUAUUUAGGUUAUCAUUGCUGUAUGUAUGUGUGUAUAUAGUGUGUGUGUGUGUGUGGGUGGUAUUAUUAACUGUUAUGUCUGUGUGAUGGGGGAGUAUUAUUAUAACUGAUAUGUCUGCAUUGUGACGUACCGCCUGGCACCCUGAACGGGUACCUCCGUCAAUCAUUGCGUCCUAGUACUUGCGAACACCAUAACUAUCAUAAACCCCACAAACCACCGCAGCUUGGUUGGGGUUUCGCUGUCCUCCACUCACCCUGGACCCAAGACCAGGAUCCAGCUUCCAGUGGUUAGACCUCUCCUAAUCCAGAGAGCGAAGCAGGCUGCUCUUACAAGAGCAAGUGUUGGGAUCCAAGGGAGAAUGGUGAUUAUAGCAAUCCCCAGAGUGUGAAUAUAGCUCUCCAAUUCCCCAAACAUGAGCCUAGACUUCAUGAAGGGUAAAACUAAUCUUGUUUAAUGGCAACCACAACUGGCCUUUUAGGACAGUCCCCAUGCAAGGGGCACUCCCCCCUGGACCUGAGAGUAAACCACAGUAGAAAUAUAUACACAAUCACAUUGGCUCCCAGGUCCAGGACAUUCCUAUACAAAAUCAGAUAAUCCCUCCUCUGUGCCUGGGAGAUAAUUGGAUUAGAUUAGUACAGUUCCUGAUCCAAUUAUCUCCAAGCACAGAAAAAACAUACAUUUUUACAAACCCCCCAAAUACCUUAACACAUACAAAAACCCCCCAAAUGGUACAUCCCCUGAUAGCCCCGUUCUGGGUGACCUACAUAUCCAAAAAUCAGGGGUUCAGGAAUUUCCUGAAAGUCUUAUUUUUGACCGACCGUGCACAUGGUCCCAUGCCUAAAACAGAUACAGGGAAUCAGGGCUAAUGGUUGGUCUCUGUCUGGACCACAAAAGUACAUAACUCACAUGAACAGAGCCUUUUCAAGUGAAUUGGGCAAGGUAUAUUGCAGGGCCCAUAGUCCUGAGGCAAGAGGCUGGCCAGCAGGCCCCUCCAAAAACCCGCUAUGAGGUUUAGUUCGUCAGAUGCGUGAUUGGGGGCUAUUAUUAUAACUGAUAAGUCUGGGGGAUUUGCUGCUUUGAAGGGUGAUGCAUUCUGUAUUCCUUUAGGCCUCCUCCUUCCCCUGUGUGGUCGUGUAUGUGAUGGACACGUCUCGAAGCACAAACCCUGUGACGUUUAUGUCAAACAUGCUGUAUGCGUGUAGGUAAGUGCCAGCAGACUCCUGUAGUCGUGGUGUUUUCAGUAGUGUUCGGUGAUUAUGGAUUGUAUAGGGUGUUACUGUUCGCUCAUUCUCUAAGAGCUUUCUGGUUUCUGUGUUUUUCAGCAUUAUGUACAAAACAAAGCUUCCCUUUAUUAUCGUUAUGAACAAGGUGAGUUGUAGUCCGCACUCUUUCUCCCCGCGGCGGCACUUGCGUUCACACUGGCUCCCCGUGUCAGCAGUCUGCUUGCACGCUGUCCCUCCUCCCUCUGCCCCCCCGCGGCAGUCCACAUUCACAUGCAUUGGUUCACAGUUUGGUGCAGAGCUAAUCACACGUGCGCUGUAAUGUCUUCAGCUCUUUCUGCAGUGGAAUGUAUAUAUGGAAGGGAACAUGCUAAGGACCAUAACAACCUCUACAGACAGUAAAUGUCAGUGUCCCUGCACCAACUCCCACUUUCGCCAUCCAAGUUGUGCAAAUGGCAUGUGUCCUUACUUCCGCUAUACCACUGCUGCCCAAAUUUGUGAUCAAUGGCCUAAAGGUUGUGGCACAUGUCCUUAUUCAAAAAACUAAAUGGAGAUGUAGAAUGACACUGAACUCCAUUUCCCAUAAAUGCCUUCCAGAUGGAUUGAUAAUUUAGAUAAUCUGUGUCUUGCAGACAGAUAUAGUCGAUCAUAGCUUUGCCGUGGACUGGAUGCAGGAUUUUGAGAGUUUUCAAGAUGCUCUUAAUCAGGAGACGUCUUAUGUCAGUAACCUGACUCGAUCUAUGAGCCUUGUUUUGGAUGAGUUUUAUAACGCUUUGCGGGUAAAGUAUAUAUUUAGUUAUUAUAUUUAGGUAUACAUGAUGUUAGUGGGCGCUGUAUGUUGCUGGAGUGUGUAGUGAGUGUUCAUUGAAGUUGUUAUGGUCCCUGACAGGUUGUGGGAGUGUCUGCAGUAACUGGAGCUGGGAUGGAGGAUUUCUUUGCCAAGGUGGCAGAAGCCGCGGAGGAAUACAUGAGGUGAGUGCAUUGUUCUGAUAUCAGUGUGUCUGGGCACAAUUUCUAAAUUAAUUUUAAAUACCUCCUGUGUAAAACGGAACAACAUGGGAAAUGCCUGGUCUAUAAAAAACUGAAAAUAUCCCAUUCCCUUUGCCCAUAUUCAGCAUCAUGACAGCGUCCAUGUUUCCUUGUAUAUCAAACUAGGAUAAAGUAAUCACAUUACAUCAGGACAAAAAGUACAGAUUUCAUUAGAAUAGGUCAUUCCGUGUUACACCCCCCUUGGCUGGCAAUCAGACACCCGGUCCUGUUGCUUCCUGGUUUGAUUAGCUCAGUGAAAUAAACUCAAGAGGCAGCAAUUGCCCAGAGCACCUGCCUUGAAAGACGUCUCGUUGAGUGAAUUCUGCGGCAAUUGGUCUGGGCUGUUUCUGCAAAGAUUAGACAAAGGAAAAUCAAAGAGUUACAAAAUGCCAGUUUCACACCUGUACAGCCUCUCUAUCUCAGGGUGGUUGUGUGGUCACAUUGGCAGCCUUUAAACAAUACUUUUUAAGCUAAACACUUUUUGCAUUUUUUUUUUUUAUCAUAUUUUAGUCCUGCGACUUUCGCCGUGUCUGGGUGCGCACUGUCCCCAGAUGGUACGUUUUUCUAUUAGAGCAGCGUUUUGGAAACUAGAAUUCCAUUUUAACAUGGAGCAUAAUGUGUGUCUCUUUUCAGGGAAUACCGACCGGAGUACGAACGUCUGAGGAGAGCGGCGGUAAGUUAAUUAGGCUCAAAAUGUAUCCAUCAUUGCUCUGUAAUCUUUCAAAGGGUUAAAAUAACCUUCAGCCACACUUUGGGGUUAUGAAAUGAUUGUAAUAGUACAGUAGAUGGGACCUGGCUGAGAAUAGUUUAUUUUCCUUUCUGUGAUAAAUGGCCUUUUCUCUGUGUUCACUAAAUUCUUAAACUCUGCCUCCUAAACAUCUCCCAGAAUGUGAUUUGAGAUUAUCACCAUACCAUUCCUUACUAAGCUGUUCUCUAUGCAGGAGGAGGAGAAGAGACAGGAGCAGCAGGAACAGUUGGACAGACUGCACCGUGAUAUGGGAUCUGUUGCCCUGGAUCGUGGACAAGGCCCAGGUAAUGUGAUAAUUGUCCUGUUCCCACGGGAUCGGCGCUGUUGACUGCUUGCUUACACUGUGUAUUAAAACACGGAUGUGAGAUUUCCCAAUAUUUACACCACAAGGGAGGGCAGUGGGUGUCAGCCUUCCAUGGAUUAGAGAUAAUGACAAAACCACCAGAGGUGGUGCCAUAACUUCCUAGCACCAUAGUAGGUAACGUAUAAAAGCUACAGUAAAUAUGGUGCCUGGCAUGCCCUCCUAAGAGGAAUGGUCCCACUACCCAUCUCAGCACUGAAUCUUCUGACUUUUAGCUUGUUCUUUAUUUCUAUUUCAAUUCCAGUUUUCUAUUUUUUUGUUUCUGCAAGUAAGCUGCAUCCAUUGCCCCACUCACUAGUAACUCAGAGCGUUGAAAUCUGUGAAAUUUGCUAAUGUAGAUCCAUAUUGGUCGGUCUUGUAUGUGACAUAAUAUUCUACACAGUGCUUUACAACACCCAAGGUCAUUCACAGAGGUCUACUAGGGAAGAUGGAUUGGUUACAACAAAUGUUUGUUUCCUAUUUAGACAAUCCUACGUACCCUGAUAGUGGAUACUGUUUUAAAUAAUUAUUGUAACAGAGCCCCUAUAUUCUGAGUGGUACCUCCUUGUAGAUUCCUCAAGGUUCCGUAGAGAAGCAGUGAUUACAUCUCUUGCCUACCCAAACAUCAGUUGAGACUUGAUGAAGGGUACAAAAUGAACUGGUUCAUUCAGCCAAACGCACACACAUUUAUACCCAGACCCCAAGCAUGGGGUUUCCAUGGUAUUUGCAAUGGCACCCCCAGGCAUAUUGAUAUUUUUAAAUGAUAUGGAAUAAAAGUUAUAUUUUAUUUUUACUAUCAUCAAGAUCAGCACUGGGUAAUUACUCUCCAAUCCAGUAGUGCAAGCAUCUCGGUGUGUAUAUAUAUUUGCCGCGGACAUAUUAGGUAUGUCUGCGGUCCCUUAAAGGCCAUUUUUUGUCGGAUGUACCCAGUACAUCCAUGGUCAUUAGGGAGAUAAAUUUAAUUCUAUGUAUAUCUCCCUAAUGACCAUGGAUGUACUGGGUACAUCCGACAAAAAAUGGCCUUUAAGGGACCGCAGACAUACCUAGUAUGUCCGCUGCAGAUAGGAGCCCUGGGCUUACCUGGACCGGCGAUCAUGGUCAGAGGGGACUGCCCAAGACCCCAGCAGUCCCCCUGCAGUAGCUCCGGCCCUCGAGGGCCAUGUGAUCACCAUGAUCAAAUCGCCGCAAUAGGAGCUGCCAUCCGAGGGACUCUAGGAGCGGUCAGGCAGUCCCACAGGCUGCUUUAAAAAAAAUAUAUUAAAGGACCACUAUAGUGCCAAGAAAACAUACUCGUUUUCCUGGCACUAUAGUGCCCUGAGGGUCCCCCUCCCGCCCGGCUCUGGAAGGGGGAAAGGGGUAAUAACUUACCUUUUUCCAGCGCUGGGCGGAGAGCUCUCCUCCUCCUCUCCGCCUCUGUUACGCUCCGCCGGCUGAAUGCGCACGCGCAAGCUGCGCGCGCAUUCAGCCUGCGCGCAUUUCAGCCGCGCUCUCACUGUGAUUUUCACAGUGAGAAGCACGCAAGCGCCUCUAGUGGCUGUCAAUGAGACAGCCACUAGAGGAUUAGGGGGAAGGCUUAACCCAUUCAUAAUUAUAGCAGUUUCUCUGAAACUGCUAUAAUUAUGAAAAAAUGGGUUAACCCUAGAAGGACCUGGCACCCAGACCACUUCAUUAAGCUGAAGUGGUCUGGGUGCCUAGAGUGGUCCUUUUAAUAUAAAAUAAGUAAAGCAUUUUAUAUUAUACAAUAUUCAACAGAAAAAAAAUAAAAUAGAUAUAAAUGUAUAUGUAUAAAUAUAAAUGUGUAUGUAUAUAUAUAUAUAUAUAUAUAUAUAUAUAUAUAUAUAUAUAUAUAUAUAUAUAUAUAUAUAUAUAUAUAUAUAUAUAUAUAUAUAUAUAUACACAGAAUCCAGCGCACUCUAUUAUUCACUAAAAAAUUAUUUCAAAUCUUAGAGAUUGUAAUAGCUUUAUUUAAAAACACCUCACCCAGGCAAAAAAUAAUGGGGGUUUAGUUACAUUAUAUGAUCAUAUAUUGCGUAAGCCUGCCACAACGUCAAUGUACCCCAUUCUUGGCAGGUCCUACUCUAGCAGCCUAAUGCUUGCUCUUAUGAGAUUAAUCCACUUACUUGGGGGAAAAAUUCCAUCUGGGGCUCUCUGCAGUACAAGGCUAACUAGGGCCCUGGGAUGAGACACACGUGUAAUACACACUGUGUGUGUGUAUAUAUGUGUGUGUGUGUGUGUGUGUAUAUAUAUAUAUAUAUAUAUUUUGUGUGUGUGUGUGUGUGUGUAUAUAUAUAUAUAUAUACACAUACACAAUAUUUUUAAUUUUUUUUUAAUAAAAAAAAAUUAAAACGCUAACUUUGGCCAGCAUUUGUGGCUACUACAAAAGACUGGACAUACCCCAUUUUGAAUUCUGUGGGUUGUCUUUUUUACAAAUUUUAUGCCAUGAUGGGGGUUAAUUUUCAUUCCUGGGCUGCUAUACGGUCUCAAAGGCAACAUAGGUCCAGCAAACCAACCUGGCAGAUUUCAAUGUGCAAACAUGGAAAAGGGGAAAGCCCUACAUUUGACCCUGUAAGAUUGCAAAAACCCAUAAAACCUGUACAUUGGGGGAAGGAGAUGUUGAACACAUAUUGGGGUGUUCUUUGGCAGUAACCCUUAAAGUUCUCCGUACAUGUAUUCUUAAAUUGCUAUGUGUGUCAAACAAAAAUCACCAACUUUAUUUUUAUUUUUUUAUUUGGCAUAGACUGGUGGUAAAAUGGUUGCAUGAAGAGUCGAAAUACCCCAAGUUUAAUACCUUAGGGUGUCUUCUUUCAAAUAUAUACAUGUGAAGGGUUAUUCAGGGAUUCCUGACCGAUAUCAGUGUUACAAUGUAACUUGCAUCAUUUUGAAAAAAAAAAAUGGUGCUACUUUUACUUAUAGCCCUAUAACAUUCCCAAAAAGGCUAAGUACAUGUUAACAUUUGGUAUUUCUAAACUCAGGACAAAAUUUAGAAACUAUUUAAUAUGUGUGUUUUUUUGCUGGUUGUAGAUGCAUAACAGAUUUCGGGGGUCAAAGUUAGAAAAAGUGUUUUUUUUGUUUUGUUUGUUUUUUCAUCUUAUUUUACCAUUAUUUUCAUCAUAUCAUAAUUUACUAUAACAAAUGUAUCUUUAGAAAGAUCAUUUAAUGGCGAGAAACAGUAUAUAAAAUGUGUGGGUACGGUAAAUGAGUAAGAGGAAAAUUACAGCUAAACACAAUGUAAGAAAUGUAAACACAGCCCUCGUCCCAAACAGUAAGAAAAUUGUAAAGCGAUCUGGUCACUAAGGGGGUUAAACUUCUUGUGCAAUAAAAUGGUUAAAAGAAAUAACACACCUGGUCACUGCAGGGCCUGUAAUAUCUAAACCAAUAAUGUCCAGCAUCUGAAUGCCAGUUCAGGCACAUCUUGCAUACAGCCUGUCUCAUUUGCUUCUCCUGGGGGGAUCUUUGGACAUUCAAAAGAAUAAUAAAGAUAAGGGGUAAAUGAAAAUUGGUUGACCACUAGUGUUUUGUACUCUUUCACUGCUAUGGGAACAUGCCUUGUGUUUAGAGAUUGACUUAAGAAUACUACGCAACCUUUCCCAAUUGUAAGAGAAACCACCUUCUUCCAGGUUUGGACGAAAUGGCAGUAGGACCAUCAGAUCUGAUCCUUUCACGGGGUAACGUGGAUGAUGAUGACGACGAGGCAGAGGACAGCGAUACAGACGAUAUAGAUCACUCUGGUAGGUCUGCUAUAUUAUUUGAGGCAUUAGAUGCUUGGUGGUCUGUCUCCACGCGAUUUUAGGGGUGCAAGAUGUAAGACUGAUUAAAGGGACAUUCCACUGCCAUAAUGCAUGCAUUUAUUUUUUAUAUAACUGGAGUAAUAUCCAAAAACCAUAUGCACAAGCUGAAGAUCUCUUGUCUGCAGCCUUUGCAAGACCUCCCCUUGUAACCCCACCCAGACUUUGUGUCUGUCCAAUCACAGGCUUCCUAAUGCAGCUCAAUGAGAGGUCUUUAAAGAGGCAGCAGUUUCCCAGAGCACCUGCCUUGUAAUUUAUCUCCACUGAGCUAAACAAAUGAGGAAGUAAGAGGACCGGUUGUCUGAUUAACGGGUGUGGGGAUGUAAUAAGGUUAAUUUAUAAAAGUGCCAAUUUCUAUUGAAAUCUGCAUUGUUUGAUUUAUUUACUGUGUUAAGGUUUUGACCUUUUUGUUAAAUUGCUUCGGGGGUCCCUUUAAGAAAAUGUUAGUGUUGAUUUUGUUAGACGUGAAGCCGUUACUGAUCUUUUCUAGGCGUUCUGACUAAGCCGUGUGUCCAUCAUUUAAUAAGAAUUGUUGGAGGGUUAGUUUGAUGCCAUGCCUUUCCAAGUCCCUCCUGUCAAUACAGACUGAUAUCUAAUGAUGUUCUAGGACUAGGUCAUAAGUGUCCAACCGUUUGGCUUCCCUGGGCUGCAUUGUGUGAAGAGGAAUGGUCUUGGGCCACACAUCAAAUAUUUACAUUACUAUAUUAUAUAAGUAAUAAAACCUUAAAAGCUAUUUUCUUUGAUAUUUGUUUAGUAGAUAACUCCCUUAUGUGGGAUUGACAUUUAGUAGAUAGCUCCCUAAUUUGGUAUCCUUAAACACAUACACAUGUAAAUACAUAAUCACAUUCAUAUACAUUUAGUAAUGAUGCGUAUAAGAGGUCCACUCAGCUUCCCUACCUUACUUUAUGAGGGCUGGAGUGGGUCCUCUCCAUGGUGGCCAUUUCUGCAUAGGUCCUUCGCCCAGUAGUGAUGCCGAUGCCAGGAUGAUAUCAUAUCCUGGCUGCGGUCUCACUGCAGGACAAGAGAAGCACAGUAUGUAAAAUCUUACUUGUAUUCAAGUCUGCAGCUGCUUGCUUUGUCUGUUUCCUUUAGACCUGCCCACUGACAGCAGAAGUGGUAGUCUGAUCCCUUGCCGCCCAGCAACCCAAAUGGAAACUGCGCAGCAUUACUAGUGGUUCUGGGCUGCAGGUUGGACAUGCCUAUUCUAGUCCCUGAAUGGACAAUGCACACUUUUUUGGGGGGGGUAGGAAAGGAAGGGGUAUGUCCUUGCUGACUGGAAGCUCUUUAGCAGUUCUGUGGUACCAUUUUCUACUACUCUGUCCUUAUAUAUUUACAUUUGUAGGAAGAAUAAAAGCACAAAGUUUCUUUGUUUUCUGACGUUUGUGUGCUAAAUGUCCACUCUUUAAUGAACGCCAAUUUAAAACAAAGCUAUUUUGAGUUGAUGCUGAAACCCUGUAUGGCUCCCACAGAGCACAGGCUGAGAGAGAAGUGUUGGGGCCCAUCCAGGUUUAUACUACUUUAAAUAUUCUAAAUAUUCUUAUUGUUUGCUGACAGUGGCCGAAGCAAGACUGGAGGAACCCGCUUUCCAGAACUUUCUGCAGCAAGCACAGAGCAAAUACCGGGAGAAGCUUGGCCAGUGAGAGAGCAGGACCACCACAUCAUCCACAAGUGUUUAAUAUGCAAGCAGGAAGUCUCUGUAACCACGUAUGGACAAUCUCUGAAUCGCAGUGACAAACCCAGAAAGGGCUUUGGAGGCAUUGUAUGUGGCUACAAAACAUUGACAAUGAGCACCUGGUUCAAGGUCUGAACCGGUAUCCUUGACAUGCAUACAUCGGACAAGAACUUUAGUAACUCCUAUGACAUCCUGACGUCUUUCAAUCUACUUAUGAGACGGGGAAUAAAACCUGAGGCAGGUUUGCAACAUCUGGAUGAGACCGAGGGAAUCGCUGCCCCAGGUUCACAUGUCCUCAACUCUGCUGUAUGAGUAAGGGAAUCUGUGUCCUGAGACUGGAGGACCCUCUGGACAGCUAUUCUAAGGCAUUUUCAUCACUCUCAAUGGCUUUAAUAAAAUCUAGAUUUCACACUAGUUUUCGGCUGUGAAAUUGUAGUUUUACCCUUACUUCCCAGCAAGUUAUCCAUGUGCCGUAAAGCAGUGCUUCCCAACAGGUAGAUCCCCAGAUGUUGUACAACUACAACUCCCAUGAUGCUUUGUCAUUCUAAAGACAUGCAAAGCAUCAUGGGAGUUGUUCUACAACAUCUGGGGUUCUACCUGUUGGGCAGCCCUGCCUUAAAGGUAUAGUAACCCUACUAUCACUAGUGUACGAGACUACCUGUGUAUCUGACUACACGGUGAUGGCUGAGUGCUGGUAAACCUCAUUUACACAAGACAAUACAGCCAGGGGACAGGCUACGUUUUGGGAAAGCUUUUACUGCACAUUAAUAUGUCACUGAAUGCAGGAAAAAUGGCAACCGUCAAGGAGAUUAUGGUAAAGUAGACUAUAGAUUAUAUAUAAACGUGUAGACCUG